CUCUUCCGUCGGGCAGCUGUACUUAAGGCUCUCACUCCUCUGCCAUUCCUUUAUCCCGCGGGCGGUAUACUACCUACUUCACUUCUUUUUGCUUUGGAGCGGCUCGCAUAUCUCCCGGCGCUGCUAAAAACUUCGCAGAACCGGUCCCGCAAAGAUCAGCUCGACUCUAGCCUCCUCUUCACGUCUCCUCGCCCCCAACUCUCCUCCCCUACAACGACAGUACAAUGGCAGACACAGAAGUCGAAGACCCCUGUGCCGCUGAAGGCUUUAGCGGCUCCGUCGGUCUCCGCAUCGGCGCCAUCUUCAUCAUCCUCGUCUCCUCUACCUUCGCAACACUCAUGCCCAUUGUAACAAGACGGGUGCGCGUGCUGUCAUUACCGGCCUCGGCAUUCGACUUUGCAAAGUACUUUGGCAGUGGAGUCAUCAUAGCUACCGCCUUUAUGCAUCUGCUUGCUCCGGGAGCAGAGGAGCUAUCGAGUCCUUGCUUGAACAGUAACUUCCAGAACUACACAUUCGCCUUUGCAUUUGCCAUGAUCUCCAUGUUCAUGACUUUUAUCGUCGAGCUACUCGCUUUCCGCGUCGGAUCCAAGAUCGCCUCUCGUCUCGCCUACGACCCGCAUCGUGGUGGACACCACCACGCUAACGAGCACGACCAUGUCUCACCAGCCAUCGCAGCAAAACACAGGGAGACCGAGCUCCUUGCCGGAAGCUCCUCUUCCUCUUCCCCCCAACCAGACUCCGAUGACAAGCCUGCGGUCGCAGAAACACUUCCGCGAGCGGAUGACCUCGAGGUGCAUGCUCUCGAAGGCGACGUCCCCGAGCUGUCUGCAGCUGCCCGCGAGAUCCUCGGUGUAGCCAUCCUGGAAUUCGGAGUCGUCUUCCACUCGCUGAUCAUCGGUCUCACACUGGCCACCACCAGCGACUUCAAAAUUCUCUUCAUCGUCAUCAUCUUCCAUCAGAUGUUCGAGGGUAUCGGUCUCGGUGUCAGGCUUAGUCUUCUCCCUUUGCGUGCCGGCAGCAUGAUUCCAUGGCUCGGAGCCUUGCUCUACUCCUGCAUCACACCGCUGGGUAUGGCCAUCGGUCUAGGGGUGAGAAACACCUACAACGGUAACUCCGCUACGGCUAACUACAUCACUGGUACCUUCGACUCGGUCUCUGCGGGAAUCUUGCUCUACACUGGGCUGGUGGAGCUGCUAGCGCACGAGUUCAUCUUCAAUGAGAAGAUGAGGAAGGCGCCCCUAGGCAAGGUCAUGGUGAAUAUCCUCGAGGUCCUCACUGGAGCCGGCAUCAUGGCUCUUCUGGCUCGUUGGGCUUAGGGCGAGAGGCUAGUGUGCAGCCUAUGUCCAGAUCAUUCUUUAUCAGCAUUGCCUUGCCCUGCCCUACCGUACUUUUCAUGACUGUCACCAAGAUCUCGCGCGUGC
Molecule: messenger RNA, 1421 nt
Organism: Microstroma glucosiphilum
Lineage: Eukaryota; Fungi; Basidiomycota; Exobasidiomycetes; Microstromatales; Microstromataceae
Product: ZIP zinc/iron transport family
Exons: 2
Coding region: 225-1316 (363 amino acids)
Biological process (GO): zinc ion transmembrane transport
Cellular component (GO): plasma membrane
Molecular function (GO): zinc ion transmembrane transporter activity
Source: RefSeq, a predicted model, not a curated record